Messenger RNA from Phytophthora nicotianae INRA-310, 857 nucleotides. RefSeq lists its product as hypothetical. Bases 79 to 714 code for a protein of 211 amino acids. The record is from RefSeq and is a predicted model, not a curated record. The transcript has a single exon. Lineage: Eukaryota; Oomycota; Peronosporomycetes; Peronosporales; Peronosporaceae.
AGUUUCACCACCUUCUGCUCUUAUAAAGAGAGAUGUAGUGUAGCCCAGUCGAUCAUCGCCACUUCCAGAGUCGUCACCAUGGGCCGAGUGAGUGCCAAGAGGAAGCUCAAACAGUGCGACCCGUUCUUCAAGGGCAAGCGCGACAAUGGCAAGAAGGAUAAGGCGUUCGAUCUGCCUCCUACUGAGUCCAAACGCUCUAAGAAGCGCCGGCGUAAGAUGCUGAGCGACGAGGCCAUGGAGCAGUAUGUCAUGCGCACAUCGGCAAUGGACGGAGACGCUGCAGCUCCCUCUAAGAAGAAACAGAAGCUGCAGAUUGGAUCUAUUAAGGAUGGAGAGUCCAUGCGCGACUUCAACAAACGCAUCAGCACGGAAGUUAAGCGUGUCAUCUACGAUGCAGCCAAGCAAGGCCGACGCAGCAGCGAGAAGCGCAAGGCCUACCUUACUAAGAAGAAGGAGAAGGCACGCGAGAAAAAGAUGACGGAACAGGAGCGUUACGAGCGCGACUAUCAGAGCACAGGUAACACCAAGAAGGACUAUUUCGAGGAUGCAGCACCGGUGCGCUUCGGUGACCGUGUGGACGCUCCCCCGAUCAUGCCCAAACUUUCGGGUAUCUUCAAGAAGCGCGCGGAGCAGCUAGCACGCGAGAAGAGGAAGGCCGAAAAGAAGAACUCACUGGCAGCUGGAGCCAGAGUGAUCAAGCGAGCAAAGAAGUAGAGGCUUGCAGUCAAGCGUGAUACAUUUCUUUCUGUUUAGAACACUCGACUUUUUGUCCCGAGAUUUUUUUUAUCAGGACCGACGAUGCAUAUAGUCUAACUGCAUCUGUCUGUUUGAUCACUGAGCUAUAGAGUCUGGUUGCU